CCGUCAUCACUUCCACUCACCAGUCACCACCGCCUUCCUCAUUUUUCACAGAUCUCAAAUUCUUCAUCAAAAAAUCAAAACCCCCCACUCACAUUUCACUUUUACAGCAGUAAAUUUUUCUAAAAAAAACCACCUGAAACAAACAACUAAAUGAAAUCUCUAAUUUUCAUUUUCAUUUUUAUCUUCAUUCAACAUUCCAAUGCGUGUGUCUUCACUUUAAAGAUGCACCACCGUUUCUCCGAACCAGUCAAACGGUGGUCCGAAAAGUUCACCGCCGAUGAUUUUCCGGCCAAAGGUACCGUCGAAUACUAUUCUCAGUUGGCCGAUCAUGACAAGAUUUUCCGUCGCCGGAGACUCUCCGAUUCCGGCGAAGAUCGCCUUACUUUCUCCGACGGAAAUUCCAGUUUCCGUAUCAGCUCUUUAGGAUUUUUACAUUACACGACGGUUUCGUUGGGGACUCCUGGGCAGAAGUUUAUGGUGGCACUUGAUACAGGGAGUGAUCUAUUUUGGGUGCCAUGUGAUUGCACUAGAUGCGCCUCCAUUGAUAACACAGCUUAUGACUCUGAUUUUAAGCUGAGCAUAUACAGUCCUACGGGAUCCUCAACAAGCAAAAAGAUUACGUGCAACCAUAGUAUGUGCACUCAACGCCAGGAAUGUAUAGAAAGCGAAACUUCUGACACUUGCCCCUACUCUGUUUCUUAUGUCUCACCUCAAACUUCAACAUCUGGGAUUCUAGUGGAGGAUCUUUUACACUUGGAAACAGAAGAUAGCGAUGGUGAAGUCAUUGAUGCAUUCGUCACUUUUGGAUGUGGGCAGGUGCAAAGUGGUACGUUUCUAGAUAUUGCUGCUCCAAAUGGUCUAUUUGGGCUGGGUUUGGAGAAAAUAUCAGUUCCUAGCAUUUUAUCAAGAGAAGGCUACACUGCUGAUUCAUUCUCUAUGUGUUUUGGACAUGAUGGAACUGGUAGGAUCAGUUUUGGUGAUAAAGGAAACCUUGGUCAGGAAGUGACCCCAUUUAAUUUAGAUUCGCUACAUCCAACCUAUAAUAUUACAGUGACACAAAUUCGUGUUGGAUCCUCUUUUAUUGACUCGUCUUUCACGGCUCUUUUUGAUUCGGGUACCUCUUUCACCUAUCUGACUGAACCGCAUUAUACAAGGCUGACACAGAAGUUCCAUGCACAAACAAAAGAUUCACGACAUCCCACUGAUCAUAGGAUACCUUUUGCAUAUUGUUAUGAUAUGAGUCCUGAUGCCAAUACUAGUCUGAUCCCAAGUAUAAGCUUCACAAUGAAAGGGGAUGGUCAGUUUUUUAUCUAUGAUCCUGUGAUUGUAAUCUCCUCAAAUCAUGAACUUGUAUACUGUUUGGCUGUCAUCAGAAGUACAGAAAUGAACAUUAUCGGUCAGAACUUCAUGACUGGCUACCGGAUUGUAUUUGAUAGAGAAGAGCUUGUUCUUGGCUGGACAAAGUCUGAUUGUUAUGACAUUGAUAAUUCAACAGAUUCGAGUUCAAAACCAUUGAACCCGAACAAGGUCCCUCCUGCGGUUGCAGCCGGGCUAGAAGGCCAUCACCAUGAACAGACGAGAAAUACAGAUGGGACUUCAGAUGGUUAUAGUAAAGGUAUCAUCUGUAAUUGGACUCAAACAUGGCUGUGGUAUGGUUUUAUGUUGUAUUUGUAUAGUUUUUGCUCAGUUGGUUUUUAGAGUUGUAAAAGCUGGGCCCAAUAGGAAAUUAUUCUUUGUACCAUAUCAUUGUGAAUGUGAUUCAUGAUUCUUAAAUAACAAAUAGUGUAAAUAGAUUAAUACAUUACGUUCUAGUAAA
Erigeron canadensis is the source of this 1816-nucleotide messenger RNA. Its product is annotated as aspartyl protease family protein 1. The record is from RefSeq and is a predicted model, not a curated record. Bases 151 to 1698 code for a protein of 515 amino acids. Gene Ontology annotation, molecular function: aspartic-type endopeptidase activity. The transcript has 10 exons. Lineage: Eukaryota; Viridiplantae; Streptophyta; Magnoliopsida; Asterales; Asteraceae. Gene Ontology annotation, biological process: proteolysis.